Messenger RNA from Sphaeroforma arctica JP610, 285 nucleotides. RefSeq lists its product as hypothetical. NCBI's taxonomy places the organism in Eukaryota, Ichthyosporea, Ichthyophonida. The annotation marks the transcript as partial. The transcript has a single exon. The record is from RefSeq and is a predicted model, not a curated record.
AUGGACUGGGCUGACAUAGCAGGAAGUGAACUGAGCUCCAGCGACGAUGAAACACGGAACAUGAGCAAGGCAAAUAAAAAGGACGGAAGCGAAAGCGAAAGCGAAACCGAACAGCAUGUAGAGCACGCAGCGAAAGCUGACACUAACGAGUUGAUAGACGCAGAAGAUAAAAUUGGCACAUCUGAAUCAUCAAACCACAACGGCGUUGUUCUCCCAUCAGCUGAUGCGAUGCUCAAUUCUAGGAUUAACGUACCGUCCUUUGUGAACAUGGCGUUUAGUAAACAG